AUGAUUGGUGCUGGUAGUUUUAACAAAGAUGGACACUCAGAAAUCCUUGUCCCAUAUGAUAGCAUCGAUUAUAUAGAUGUGCUUGUCACGUACAACAUCGGAUCCUUUGGUAAUCAUAGUAAAUAUUCAACUAGUGUAGGGCCCAGAUCUCUAGCUGCUGCUGAUCUUAAUAACGAUAACUAUCUGGAUGUAGUCGUUGCUAAUCAAGGGGACAGCACAGUAAGUGUAUUUUUCGGUUAUGGAAAUGGCUCUUUUGCAAAUGAAACAAGAUACUCGACUGGCUCUUCACCAUGGUCUGUAGCUGUUGGCGACUUUAACAUAGACAAUUAUCUGGAUAUUGUAGUCGCUAACUCUGGUGACGACACUGUAAGUCUUCUUCUCGGAUAUGGUAAUGGCUCUUUUGCGUAUCAAAUGAAAUAUUCAACUGGUCAUGGGCCAGUAUCUGUAGCUACUGGUGAUUUUAACAAGGAUAUUCGACUGGAUAUCGUCGUUGUUAAUCAAAAGGACGGCACUGUAAAUGUACUUAUUGAAUAUGGGAAUGGUUCUUUUGAAAAACCCUUGAAAUAUUCAACUGGCUCUGUACCACGUUCUGUAGCUGUUGGUGAUUUCAACAACGAUAUGUAUUUAGAUAUCGCUAUCGCUAACUUCGGUGAUGAUACUAUAAGUCUUCUUCUUGGAUAUGGUGAUGGCACCUUCUCAAAUCAAAUGACGUAUCCAACUGUCGCUUGGCCAUAUUCAUUAGCUGUUGCUGAUUUUAACAAAGACAAUAAUCUGGAUAUUGCUGUCGUUAAUAUAGCUAGCAACUCUGUAAGUGUGUUUCUCGAAUAUGGUAAUGGGUCUUUUGUAAUUAAAGCGACAUAUUCAACUGGGUCUGGAGCAAAUGCUGUAGCUGUUGAUGAUUUUAAUAACGACAAUCGACUGGACAUUGUCGUCACUAAUUGGAAUGACAAUAGUAUGAGUAUCUUUCUAGGAUAUGGCGAUGGCUUUUUUGCAAAUCAAAUAACUUAUUCAACUGGCCAUAGUCCUGUGUCUGUAGCUGUUGGCGAUUUUAAUAAUGACACGCGACUAGACAUCGUCGUGUCUAAUAUGAAUGAGAAGAGUGUUAGUGUGCAUCUUGGAUAUCCCCAUGAGGGUAUUCUAAACUACAUGAGACUUAAAACUGGGAAUGCAUCUCGACCUAAAUCAUUUGCCAUCGGGGAUUUUAACAAUGACAGUCAAAUAGAUAUUGCAAUUGUAAAUUCCGGCACUAACAACCUCGGUAUUUUUCUCAGAUAUAGCAAUGAUUCUUUCGGAAAUCAAAUGACAUAUGCAACUGAUGCUUCUCCAUGCUCAGUAGCUGUCGGUGAUUUCAACAACGACGCCAUACUUGAUAUUGUUGUCAUGAAUCUUGGCAGUGACAAUGUUGGUAUAUUUCUUGGAUGGGGUAAUGGUUCGUUUUCAAACCAAACAACGUUUACCACCGGUUUAAACUCUCAACCAAACGCAGUUGCUGUUGGUGAUUUCAAUAACGACACCUUCUUAGACAUUAUAGUCGCCAAUUAUGGCACAAACAAUAUUGGUGUGUUGCUUGGACAUGGAAAUAGUUCUUUCGCAAGUAUCAAGUUUUUUUCAAUCAGUUAUGGAUCUCUUCCAUUUUCAAUUCUCGUUGGUGAUUUAGACAAUGAUGGAAAAUUGGAUUUCGUCGUUGCCAACGAAGGUGCUGACAAUUUAAACAUUUUUUUACAGACCUGUUAA
Molecule: messenger RNA, 1734 nt
Organism: Rotaria sp. Silwood2
Lineage: Eukaryota; Metazoa; Rotifera; Eurotatoria; Philodinida; Philodinidae
Source: the annotation of a GenBank genome assembly